UUUCGUGUUGUUAUGUUGGACAUUCUGCCCAUGUGUUUCCCUUAGUGAAGUGAGCGUCCUUUAAGGGUAUUUAAAGUGAAGUUGAAAUCUCAUAUUUAUUGUGAAUUUUAUUAUCAUCUGCUAUUUCUCCCGUGAAUAGAACCGUGUUAGUUAAAAAAUUUCAUUUUUAUACUUAUAGUGAAUAAUUACUUGUUGAGUUGAAAAGUGUGCUGAAGCUAGAGACGAAGGCGUUCAGUAUGUGGCGAGACUCACUUGGAAGGUGUUAUGCACCUUCCUUAAGUGUUAUUCUGCUACUUUCUUUCUUAAAUAUUAUUUCUGGUAUAAACGCUGAGGAUGAUACAAUGGGACCAGUGUUCCUUAAAGAACCACCAAAUAGAGUAGAUUUUUCAAAUGGUACUGGAGCUGUUAUUGAGUGUCAAGCAAGAGGAAACCCUCAACCUGAUAUUAUAUGGGUUAGAGCUGAUGGAACUGCCGUCGGAGACGUUCCCGGCUUGCGACAAGUGUUGCCAAAUGGAAAUUUAGUAUUUCCACCAUUCCGUGCUGAAGAUUAUCGUCAGGAAGUUCAUGCACAAAUUUACAUCUGUCUAGCGAAAUCUUCCGUUGGAUCAGUACACAGUCGCGAUGUUAAUGUGAGAGCUGUGGUACAUCAGUAUUAUCAGUCAGAAGUCAACAACGAAUAUGUUAUUCGUGGCAACGCAGCCAUUCUAAAAUGCAGUAUUCCAAGCUUUGUUGUAGAAUUUGUACAAGUUGUCGGUUGGCAAGAUGAUCAAGGAAAUUCAUUUGAUCCUGUUAAUGAUAAUGUUGUCACACAGUAUUAUGAAGCUGAGGUGGUGUCCGAAUAUGUGAUUCGUGGUAAUGCUGCAAUAUUAAAAUGUACAAUUCCUAGUUUUGUCGCUGAAUUUGUAUCAGUUGCUUCCUGGGAAGGAAGUGACGGUUCCAGCUAUGAAGCUUCAUUUAACUAUGAUGGAAAAUAUCUUGUUCUUCCAUCCGGAGAAUUACAUAUUAAAGAUGUUGGACCAGAAGAUGGUUACAAAACCUAUCAAUGUCGAACUAAACAUAGACUGACUGGAGAAACAAGACUUUCUGCAACCAAAGGACGUUUAGUCAUCACUGAGCCGGUGGGCUUAAGUCCUCCUCGAUUGCCAUCUAGAUCUAAAUUCGAUGGAAUGGUCAAGGAAGAAGGAGAAACGUUAACGUUAUUCGCGGAAGCGCAGGCCAUGCCACCUCCUUUUUACAGAUGGUACAAAUUCAUUGAUGGAACAUCUCGUCGACAGCCUGUUCAAUUAAACGAGCGAGUUAGACAAGUGAGUGGUACGCUUAUCAUUCGAGAAGCACGAGUUGAAGACUCAGGAAAAUAUCUUUGUAUUGUAAACAAUUCAGUUGGCGGAGAAAGUGUUGAAACAGUUUUGACUGUCACUGCACCACUUUCUGCAGAAAUUGAACCUACAGUACAAACAGUUGACUUUGGAAGACCUGCUACUUUUACGUGCAACGUGAAAGGAAAUCCAGUGAAGACUAUUUCGUGGUUAAAAGAUGGAAAACCACUUGGACAUGAAGAUCAAACUCUUCGAAUCGAGAGUGUUAAGAAAGAAGACAAAGGAAUGUACCAAUGCUUUAUAAGGAAUGAUCAAGAGAGUGCUCAGGCUACUUCAGAACUGAAGCUUGGAGGAAGAUUUGAACCACCCCAAAUCCGACAAGCUUUCUCCGAAGAAACACUUCAACCUGGACCUAGUGUUUUCCUAAAAUGUGUCGCUAGUGGAAAUCCAACACCCGAAAUAACUUGGGAAUUAGACGGAAAACGUUUAUCUAAUACAGAUAGACUCCAAGUUGGACAAUACGUUACAGUCAAUGGAGAUGUCGUAUCUAACUUAAAUGUUUCUAGCAUUCACACUAAUGAUGGUGGACUUUACAAAUGCAUUGCUGCAUCUAAGGUCGGUGCUGCGGAACAUUCUGCACGUUUGAAUGUGUAUGGGCUACCUUUUAUUCGACACAUGGAUAAGAAAGCUAUUGUCGCUGGUGAAACUCUACGUGUGACAUGUCCGGUUGCUGGUUAUCCGAUAGAGAGCAUCGUUUGGGAGCGGGACACGAGAGUUCUUCCCAUCAACAGAAAGCAAAAAGUAUUCCCCAACGGAACAUUAAUUAUUGAAAAUGUUGAACGGCAAAGUGAUCAGGCAACGUACACGUGCGUCGCUCGUAAUGCUCAAGGCUACAGUGCAAGAGGAAUGCUAGAAGUACAAGUCAUGGUUGCGCCACAAAUUUCACCUUUUGCUUUUGGAGAUGAUCCUGUAAAUGCAGGUGAGAUGGCAUCGGUCCAAUGUGCUGUUGUUAAAGGGGAUCUACCCUUAGAUAUAUCUUGGAUGUUCAAUGGAAAUCCUAUAGGAUCUGAUCAAAGUGAUGUAAAUAUAAUUGAUAAUGGAAAACGACAUAAGCAAUUAACUAUUGAUUCAGUUUCUGCAAGACAUGCUGGAGAGUACACAUGUGUUGGGUCAAACAUUGCAGGAUCGGUUUCACGAACGGCUGUUCUUGACAUUAAUGUUGCACCACAAAUAUCGAUGUUUUCCUUUGGAGAAGAACCUGCUAAUGCGGGUGACUUGGCGUCGGUACAGUGCGCUGUGAUAAAAGGAGACUUACCUAUUGAAAUAGUCUGGAUGUUUGCGGAUCAACCAAUAUAUAAGCCGCAAGGAGAUAUAAUUAUAUCUGACUCCGGAAGUCGCCUUAAACAAUUGACUAUUGAAGCUGUCGCUGCUCGGCAUGCAGGAGAGUAUACAUGCAUUGCUUCUAAUGCAGCUGGUUCUGUGUCUCGAACAGCUAUACUUAAUGUCAACGUGCCACCACGUUGGAUUCUUGAACCAACAGAUAAAGCUUUUGCUCAAGGUUCUGAUGCAAGAGUCGAAUGUAAAGCCGAUGGUUUUCCAAAGCCUCAAGUCACUUGGAAGAGGGCUGCAGGAGACACACCCGGCGAUUACACAGAUCUGAAAUUAAAUAAUCCUGACAUAAGUGUUGAGGAUGGAACUUUGUCGAUUAAUAAUAUUCAAAAGACAAAUGAAGGCUAUUAUCUUUGUGAAGCUGUAAAUGGAAUAGGAUCCGGACUUUCUGCUGUAAUACUUAUUUCUGUACAAGCUCCGCCUCAUUUUGAAAUUAAACUGCGAAACCAAACUGCUCGCCGUGGUGAACCAGCAGUUUUGCAAUGUGAAGCUCAAGGAGAGAAGCCAAUUGGCAUCCUUUGGAACAUGAACAACAAAAGACUCGACCCGAAAAGCGACUCUCGCUACACAAUUCGAGAAGAAAUAUUGGCUAAUGGCGUUUUAUCUGAUUUGAGUAUUAAGAGAACGGAACGAAGUGAUUCUGCCCUUUUUACCUGUGUUGCUACUAAUGCUUUUGGAAGCGAUGAUACUAGCAUCAAUAUGAUUGUUCAAGAGGUUCCGGAAGUUCCAUAUGGCUUAAAAGUACUAGACAAAUCUGGAAGAUCAGUUCAAUUAUCGUGGGCAGCUCCUUAUGAUGGAAACAGUCCUGUAAAACGAUAUGUUAUUGAAUAUAAAAUCAGCAAAGGCUCAUGGGAUAGUGACAUUGAUCGAGUUGUAGUUCCAGGAUCUCAGCAAAAUGUCGCAGGCGUUUUUAAUCUCAAGCCCGCCACAACUUACCAUUUAAGAAUUGUUGCAGAAAACGAAAUUGGCACUUCUGAUCCAUCUGAUACAGUGACAAUCAUUACAGCAGAAGAAGUUCCUUCAGGUCCGCCAAGUUCCGUCAGAGUCGAAGCUCUGGAUCAGCACAGUUUGAAAGUAACGUGGAAACCCCCUCCCCGAGAGGAUUGGAAUGGAGAAAUUUUGGGCUACUAUGUGGGAUACAGACUAUCGUCUUCCGAAAAACCUUACAUGUUUGAAACAGUUGAAUUUUCAAAAGAAGAUGGAAAAGAGCAUCAUUUGCAAAUUACGAAUUUAAAAAUAUACACACAAUACAGCGUCGUUGUACAAGCCUUUAAUAAAGUUGGAUCCGGUCCUAUGAGUGAAGAAAGAAGACAACACACUGCCGAAGGAGUACCAGAGCAACCACCUCAUGACACUACAUGUACUACUCUUACUUCGCAAACCAUCCGAGUUUCUUGGUCUUCACCUCCUUUGAGUGCUGCGAAUGGGGUCAUUACUGGAUAUAAGAUUAUUUACGGACCAUCAGAAUCAUGGUAUGACGAAAAUACAAAGGAUACAAAGAUCACAUCAUCCAGCGAAACAAUUCUACACGGUUUAAAAAAAUAUACCAACUAUAGUAUGCAAAUACUGGCCUUUACUUCUGGUGGAGAUGGAGUUAAGUCUGCGCCUAUUCAUUGCCAAACUGAACAAGACGCUCCUGAAGCACCCAUUGCUAUCAAAGCACUAGUCAUGUCCGCCGAUUCUAUUCUUGUUUCCUGGCGACCACCAAACCAACCCAACGGAGUGAUUUCUCAAUACACUGUAUACACCAAAGCUGAUGAUUCCGAACAGCCAAUUAGUCAAAAAGUGCUCUCUAAUCAGUUAACACAUGAAGCAGCGAAGCUGAGUGAUAAGCGUAGAUAUGACUUUUGGGUGACAGCAAGCACAAAUAUUGGUGAAGGACAAGCUUCCAAAAUAGUUACAUUAUCUCCAAGUGUCAGUGUUCCUGCGAAAAUUGCCUCAUUCGAUGACAAAUUUACUGCCACAUACAAAGAAGAUGUUAAGCUGCCAUGUCUCACGGUUGGAGUGCCAGCACCAGAAGUUAAGUGGAAUCGAGGAGGUGACGCUGUGCAACCAAACGACAGACUUAGACAAUUGCCAGAAGGUUCUCUUUUCCUGAAAGAAGUGGAUCGUGAAGACGCUGGAGAAUAUUCCUGUUAUGUAGAAAAUUCAUUUGGACAUGACACUGUUACUCACCAAUUAGUAGUUAACGCUCCUCCUCAACCACCGCAAGUUCAACUCACUGCCACUACAACUAAUUCUCUGACACUGAAACUUCGACCUCUCUCUGGAGACAAUGCACCAAUUCAUGGAUAUACAAUUCACUAUAAAUUGGAGUUCGGUGAAUGGGAAACUGUUCAAAUUGGAUCAAAUACUCAAAAAUAUACUUUAGAAAAUCUUUUAUGUGGAUCUAGAUAUCAAGUUUAUGUCACUGCCUACAAUGGAAUUGGUACAGGAAAACCGUCUGAUAUAUUAAACAUUCGUACCAAAGGACAAAAACCAAGUGUACCUGAAGCAACAAGGUUUAUCGAAGUAUCAACUAACAGUAUAACUCUGCAUCUGAAUGCCUGGUCCGAUGGAGGAUGCCCGAUGCUCUAUUUCGUAGUUGAACAUAAAAAGAAAAAUCAACUUGAAUGGAAUCAAGUUUCUAAUAGUGUUAAACCUGGAGGAAACUUUGUCGUAUUAGACCUGGAACCUGCAACUUGGUAUCAAUUACGCGUGACGGCGAAUAAUAAUGCAGGAUUUCAAGUUGGAGAAUUCGACUUUGCAACUUUAACUGUAACUGGAGGUACAAUUGCGCCGCCAUUCCGAAGUGACACUGGCAAAGCGAACAUCGUGGAAGGCGAAAGCAACGACUUGGCUGUCAAGAAGAUUUUCUCUUUCCUACCCGAAUGGCUCGAUAUCAAUGUAAUUGUGCCAGCAGCAGCUACUGUCGUUGUCAUUAUUGUAGGAAUUGUUGUCAUCUGUGUAGCACUCUCCAGAAGAGCUGGCGGACCAGAAACUACAAGGCUUAGAGGAAUUUCGUCGGCCGAUGAAAAAUAUUACGAAGGACAAUAUGAUGUGGUGUAUCAGCAAACUGGAGUCGUAGGCACAACCCUGGAUAAGCGAAGGCCCGACCUUCGAGAUGAACUCGGCUACAUUGCGCCGCCAAACCGGAAAUUGCCCCCAGUUCCAGGAUCAAACUACAAUACGUGUGAUCGUAUCAAGAGAGGUACAGUCAUAAGUGGUCCCGGCUCAAUAAGAAGCCACUCAACGUGGGAUCCGAGAAGACACAUGUACGAGGAAUUGAGUCACUAUCCGCCAAACAGGAGGUGUCCACCGCUACCACAUAUGAGCAGUACUGAUGUAUUAACUCGAAAAGGUAUGGAAGACGAAAUUUGCCCUUACGCAACCUUCCACCUCCUUGGAUUCCGUGAGGAAAUGGAUCCCAGUAAAGCUAUGCAGUUCCAAACCUUCCCUCAUCCGGGCAAUGGACAUUCUGGCACAAUGGGACCACCAGUAGGACACCCAACAAACUCAUCCGCACAUAGUCGCUCUGGUUCUCAAUCCAUGCCUAGACAAAAUGGUGGACGCUAUUCACGAGUACCAUCUCAAGGUGGUAGUAUGCAGACUAAUGUUUUCUCACCUGAGUAUGAUGAUCCUGCAAAUUGUGCACCUGAAGAAGAUCAAUACGGCUCUCAAUAUGGACAAUACGGAGCUCCCUAUGAUCACUACGGCUCUCGUGGCUCUGUUGGUCGCCGCAGUGUUGGAUCAGCCCGCAAUCUUCCAAUGUCAAAUUCUCCCGAACCACCACCACCUCCACCCAGGAACCACGAUCCAAACAGCUCUAGCUUCAAUGACAGCAAAGAAAGUAAUGAGAUUAGCGAAGCAGAAUGCGAUCGAGAUCAAUUAAUUAAUCGAAACUAUGGCGUGAAUUCUCGAACCAAGGAUGGUAUGUCAACUGAAGAGAUGCGUAAACUUAUUGAAAGAAACGAAGCACCCUCCAGGCAAACCAACGCCGCCCUCAGUAGUCACGGGGGACUCCUCACACCCUACGAUACUGUGGCAGUGUAAUCUGUAAAGCGCUUAUCGUCUUCCAUCUUUCAACUUGAAGUGAAACAUACUUUUUUCUUCACGUACAAUUUUACGUAGGUUGUUCAAAAUUGAAUGAUCAGUAAGGUCAUCUAAAAUUACGGGUAUCUCAAUAUACCCACAACUCUUUCCCAAUUCGUUUCUCUAUAUGAAUUUACCAAUUUACCAAUUUACCAAUUUACCAAUUUACCAAUUUAACAAUUUAACAAUUUAACAAUUUAACUAUACAUUUACAUUUACUGAAGAAUUAGAAUUUUAAACAAAUACCUACAGACACACUGUUUCUACGAAGAUCUAGUAAUGUAAAAGUAACAACUUUUUCGGUACCCUUUUGCAUGCAAUUCUUCAAAAAUUUAAACAAAGAGAUAUUUCUCUUAUCAAAAGUUUUAAAAAUUUGACUGAAUAUUUUUAAAAUCAUUAAUUUAUUCGUAAAUUAAAACUCUGAAUUGUACUUUAAGAUUCAAAAGUAAGUCCAUUUAUUGUGGGCUGAAUUCGUAAUUUUCUUUUUAAUAAGUUUACAUCUCCCCAAUGUUAAAGAAUUGAAAAUAAUUCUCUCUAUUAUUUAUGUAUCUGUGAUAUUAACUGAAAGGUGAAAAAUGCUCCCAACUUGAGUUUUUAAUUUCAAUCUAAGUUUCAAUUAAGUGACUUUUACUAGACUUUUUAACUGCAACGAAUGGAUAAAAAAUUAUUUCGCAUCAAAACCAGUCAUAGAAAGUAGAAUCUUUGCUUUUGCAGUGAAAACUUUUAAAUUAUUUUAAUAUGCUCAUAAUUUUGUUUUUAAAUAAUAAAAUAAAAUAAAUUAUUUCUUCCGUAAAUUAAAGUUUUUAAAGUCGAUAUAAUUAUAACAAUGAAGCAUAUUUACUAUGUAUUCAAUUAAUUUUUUGCAUUUAAUUCAAUUUUUAAGGGUCCGAAUGUUUAAAUGUUUCACUUGGUUUUUUAUUAACUCAUAGUUCUAUUACACUGCCGUGAUUUAUAGACCAACGAUUUAUAAUUUUGUAACGAAGGUUGUGUCUCCGACGAAUGAUAUGAAAAUGAAAAAAGAAAAAAAGAAAAAAAGAAAAAUCAUCAUGUGGUUUAAAGAAAAACGAUGACUCUGUCAUAUUUACGGUCAUGGCCGUACAUUUAUGCUCAUAUUUACACAAAAUCAUCCUCGUUACUACUUUGUGAUAUUAGAGCAUUGUACGGUUGCGAUGAACAUUUCACAGAUACAAUCGAUUGUUCCGCAAAUGCAAAUAAUUAACGAGUAUGCGUAGAUAGCUCAGAACUUUAAUCGAACAGAUGGUUGCGAGUUGGUAUUACACGAUGUCUACGACGGCAAAUAAUAAAUGCAACAAGAAACCAAAGAACAAAGAUUUGUUCAAAUUAAAAGGCAAACCAGUGGAUUGUAGACGUCGUGCGUAUUACCAAACUCAUAGGUCAUUUUUACAAUGGUAUUAUUGCUAGGCUAUAUAAGUAUAAUGUAGAUGUCACAUUUGUUUAUGUGCCAUGCGUCGAUCGGCAGCCAUCAUUUUUCUCGCGUCGAAUUUUAAAAAAGAGGAAGCAUACCGGCGACGACAUUGAUUUUCUUUCUAGUUUUCCUAUUUUUAGCAUAAUAUUUAUUUAUGUGUGCCAAUUUUCAAUUAUUGCAAUUUUAUGCAAUUUUUAUUGCAUUUCAAUUGAUUCAAAAUCAAAAUCAUCCUUUUUUUAAUAAAAGUGAUUUUUUAAAUUUCGUUUUGAUAAUCUAUGAAAGGAAUUUAAAAAAUUAUUUUGAAUUUCCUCGUUCUUCAUGAGCCAAAGGAAUGAAAAAUAGUCAAUGUCGAGAGGUAUACGACUGUAUGAUGAAGAUUGAUGAUAAUUGAUGAUAAUUGAUGAUCAUUGAUGAUCAUUGAAAUAAGUAUAAAAUCGUUAUAGAAACUAUAAUGGUAAUUGGUUUGGCUGCGACGACGAACCCUCUGUCAUCGAUGUGAUUUUAAUGCUGCGCAGUUUUUUGUGUGUCGUAUAUGUGUUAAAUUGUGCUAUUAGAUAUAGCAGUACUCAAAACUAUAAUAUUAUAAACUAAACUAUUACGAUUUGUGUAAGACUCGUAAACUUUUCGCUUAUCGCGUUUGAAUUUAAAAAAAAAACCAACAAAAACACACGAUUAAUCUCAAAAAAAAUUAAACAUAGUCAACUAGCACUAAAAAAUGGUACGUAAUUGAUUCGAUGAAUUUGAAAUUCAUGAAAUUUUAAAAUUCAUCGAGUUAUUUAUGAACUCAAAAAAAUAUACCCAGGAUAUCGUAAAUUGAUAAGUAUAGUUUUAUUUUAGACAACUGCCAUAAGAUUAACCGUUCAUAAUUAUAUCAGUAUAAAAUAAAGCGGCAUUUUCAUAUCAACGAGCAAUACAAUGAACCUGAUGAAUAUUUCGAUUCUUACAAUUUCAAAUUACAGAAUUUAAAAUUGUAUAUAACAAAAAAAACGGAAAACACAAAUUGAACAUAAGAAUUUUUGUAAAUUGUACUGAUUCCAUUUUUUUCAAAUAAGAUGUUUAGUUACGCAAUUAUAGUAUCAGAAAACAAUAUAUUUUCUAUGUGGCAUUUUGUGUAACAUUUCAUAAAUAAAAGUCUGAAAAUCAUUACUUGAUUCAGAACAAUGCAAUUAUGCGAUAAUGAAUGUUUCAUUAAUGCAUCGUCAGUAUAAAAGAAAUUGCCGCUUUAAAACACUUUUAGGCUUAAACUAAAUAAAAAUGCAGUUACUUUAUCAGCUAAUAAAUCUUAUAAAAAAUAUAGCUUCUUAAGCUGCUUAGUGCGUAAUUGUGCGAAUUAAAAAAAAGAAAAGGAAUGAAAAAGUGAUUCAUUUUUUACUUUUUCGUAAGUGGCAAACUUUUUCGUGCUAUAUUGUACAAUUGUUGAGUGUCAGAACAAAUCCAAUUCCAAUUUUCACAUUAUUUGGAGAAAUUAAUUGUAGUUGAUGAUUGUUAUCAAAACUGCAAUUGAAAAUUGCAAAUAUGUUAAAAAUGGAGUUGCCGGUUUUUGAUCUAAUGUUUCUCAAAUUUUACAACUUAAUACACUGCGUAAAUAAAGUGUAUUUUGAAAAAUUUAUUUAAAUUCACCUUAAUGAAUAAUUAUAAUAUAUAAUUCGACAAAAAACCAGCUAUGAAUUACUGUCAAUGCAUUACAACUACUUUGUUUUAUACCAAAGUUUUCUUGUUUCAUGUUAAAUAAAUAAAAUUUACACCUA
Messenger RNA from Leptopilina heterotoma, 9950 nucleotides. It is a transcript of the gene Dscam1, whose product is annotated as Down syndrome cell adhesion molecule-like protein Dscam2. Gene Ontology annotation, molecular function: cell-cell adhesion mediator activity. Gene Ontology annotation, cellular component: plasma membrane; axon. Lineage: Eukaryota; Metazoa; Arthropoda; Insecta; Hymenoptera; Figitidae. Gene Ontology annotation, biological process: dendrite self-avoidance; homophilic cell-cell adhesion; axon guidance. The record is from RefSeq and is a predicted model, not a curated record. The transcript is spliced from 31 exons. The coding region runs from base 237 to 6737 and encodes 2166 amino acids.